AUGGACGUGGACAUGACGUCCGCCGAGCCCCCCAAGCCCAGCCCUCUGCUGCGGCUGCCGCUCGAGCUGCUCCUGCGCAUCAGCCAGCACCUUACGACGGUCGAGCUGGGCCACCUGCGGCUGAGCUGCGGGCACGUCGAGAAGUCGCUCUUUGCCAGCUUCGCGCGCGAGUUCUUCCGGCACAAGCAGUUCAACCUGACCGAGUUCAGCCUCGCGGCGCUGCUCGCCAUCUCGCGCAGCCGCCUGGCGCCGCACAUGCGACACCUGCACGUCGGCCUCGAGACCGUCUCGCACGCGCGCAUGUGCCACACGCACCGCUCGCCCGCGGCCACCCACCGCCACAACCAGCUGCACACGCGCCACUGGAUCUUCGCCACCACGGGCCAGGACGCGGCCAUGCUCGCCGAGGCCCUCAGGGGCCUGACGAACCUCGAGGACGUGGUGCUGCGCGACUCCAACUCGACGCGCCGCUCGAGGGACGGGCCCGGCGCCAGCUGGAACAGCUACGGGGACGCGACGUUUACGAGGCUGACGGGCACCACGCUGAUGAACGCGACCGUCGUGAGCUACGACGAGUUUGCGAGCUACAAGGUGUUUAUCAAGACGCUGCAGGCGCUGGCGGCCGCCGACUCGCCGGUCGCGGGCAUCGAGCUGCUGCUGAGGCGGCAUGGUGUACCCUGGCGGGGAACGUUCUAUGUGCCCGAGUACUUGAAGCCGACGAUGCUGCCGGUGCUGGCGCGCCUGACCAAGCUGCAUCUAGUCAUAGGUGACGACUACCGCGGGUGGUCCGACGGCGACGCCUUCAACGCGCGUACGUGGAGUUUUGAUCUCCGCCAGUUUCUAUCGUAUGUGCCGAACCUGCGCGACUUUCGAUUCAACGGCUACCGGGGAGAUACGCUCGUGUUUGCGCUGUUUAUGGAGUGGCUCGCCAUGGAGGAGGGCGCGCCGAUUACCUGCCCGGACGGCGUCAUCACCGACCCCGAGGAGCGCGCCAUCAUCGAGAGCUCCCCGCCACCCAUCGGCUUCCCGCACCUGACGCGGCUGAGCCUGGGCAAGAUUCACAUGAAGCCGGAACUGCUCGUGCGGCUGCUGCGGAAGUUUGCCCCGACGCUCGAGGAUCUGGCGCUGUGGGAUGUGACUCUGGCGGCAGAAGACCAGCAGGAGCUGGCUGUGUGGAAGAGGCUGUGGCGGGAUCUGGCCAAGACCGAGAGCGGGCUGAGUUUGCAUCGGGUCAAGGUGGGACGGCAAAAGUUUGAGGACACCAAGGCCCAGCAGGCACGGCCGCCGGCGGCACGGUUCGUGGGCGGGAGAGGCGAGGUGCAGUACGAAGGGCCGGACUGGAGGGCGUUUGUGCGGGAGCAGCUCGAGACGGCGGAGAUUGUGCGCUUUGUGCCGCAAACUAUGGUAAGCCAGCAAGCUGAACUCGACAACGACGAUGACCCGGAGGAUGUCGACGAGGAUGACGAGGAUGAGAAUGAUAUUGAUGAGGAUAAUGAUGAGGAUAAUGAUGAAGAAGAUGGAGAUGAUGGCGCGGACGACACAGCCAUGAAUGGAGCGGCGUCGACGACUGUAUAA
Messenger RNA from Akanthomyces muscarius, 1575 nucleotides. RefSeq lists its product as uncharacterized. Gene Ontology annotation, molecular function: protein binding. The coding region runs from base 1 to 1575 and encodes 524 amino acids. The record is from RefSeq and is a predicted model, not a curated record. Lineage: Eukaryota; Fungi; Ascomycota; Sordariomycetes; Hypocreales; Cordycipitaceae. The transcript has 2 exons.